AACCCAGAUAGAACCUAGCAACUGGGUUUGAUGGAACCUAGAUCGACUGGAUUCCGUUGAACCCACCUACUGGGUUCGAUCAAAACCCAACUAGCCUCCUUUUCCCCCUUCUUUCUUUCUUUCCUACCAACCGAACCCAGAUAGAACCCAGUAGCUGGGUUCGAUGGAACCCAAAUCGACUAGGUUCCGUUAAACCCAACUACUGGGUUCGAUCGAAACCCAGCUGCCCUCCUUUUUCCUUUUUUUUCUUUCUCUUUCUCUUUCUUUCUUUCCUACCCACUGAACCCAGAUAGAACCUAAUAGCUAGGUUCGAUGGAACCCAAAUCGACUGCGUUCCAUUGAACCUAGUUGUUGGGUUCAGUCAAAACCCAGCUGCUAGGUUGGGUAUCGACGAACCCAGCAUAAAUUUUUUUAUCAUUUUUGCCAAGUUGUUAGAUCCAGAGGCUUCUUGGGACAAGGAUCAAUUGGGAGAUGUUUUGCAUUGGAUUUGGCAAGUGGUAGCUCUUGUAUGUGGUUUGCUAUGGGGUGCAAUACCUUUGGUUGGGUAUCGAUGAACCCAACACGGCUAUCAACGAAACCCAGCAGGCCUAGCUAUUCAACGAAAUCCAACUCCUGUUGAUUUACAAUUUGAUUGUAUUUUUGUUAGAAUUUGAUUAGGGUUUGAUUGAUAUUGUUUAUUGAGGAAUUAAUUUGAUGGAGUGGAGAUGAAAGAGCAUUAAGAGAAGAAGAAGAAAUGGGUUAAUAUCGA
Rubroshorea leprosula is the source of this 748-nucleotide messenger RNA. Lineage: Eukaryota; Viridiplantae; Streptophyta; Magnoliopsida; Malvales; Dipterocarpaceae. The record is from the annotation of a GenBank genome assembly.